AGUAUUUAAACGUUGGUCCAAUUAAACGCUCUAAGCUAAUAAAUUGUCAUCGCGCAUUUUCAAGUACAAGACCCAUAACGAUUUUAAAUUUUUGUUCGCGGUUUCAAUUAAAUUCCACCAAUUAAAUUGUAUUUUCUACGAUUUUUUUUUAAGUGGAAAACAUUUUCACACGGGAUUUUUUUUUCAUCCCUCAUCGAACAUGUACUAUUUUAAUGUGAUUUUGCAUUGCGGCUGCUGCUACUGCUGCUGAUAUCGACUGUCAUCUAAUUUAAUUAGUGCAUUAGAGAGAAAAGCCAUUGCAUUGAUAUAAACAAAAAAAGGGGUCAUGAGUUCGAUAUUAUACAAUGUUUCUCCACUCAAUUUGAACAAUUUUAUUACAUCUAAUGAAAAGUAAAGUCUUCGACCUGCCAGAUAUAUUUUAUGUGCAUUCAUUAUUAUUAAUGAGACCCGUAAAAGUGCGAAUGUGGAAAUAAAAUCGGUUUUUGUCUCUCACUCUCUGGCUGGCUCGCUCACUCGCUUGCCCGCUCGUUACUCCAAGUAAAUAAUGUGAAAAGUUGUUAGUUUCACUGGAGUAUGGAUGUUUCUAUAGUUUUGCUCCACCAGUUUGCUGAAGAUUAAGCAAGAACAAAAGGGAAAUUUAUGAAAUUUAAAUAAAGUGGAAAAUUCGUGCGUAAGCAAACGAUAACAUUGGCAGUGAUCAUAUCCAGAGCAGAAAAAACAAACGGUUUAUUAUUUAUAUGAUGAGUUUAAGAAAUCCACUACAUGAAUUGUACAUACUUGUGAUACUAUUCCUUUGUUUCGUACAAAUGAGCACAUGCAUUGUAGACGCAUCAUACCAUUUAACAAAUAGCACCUAUGACGAAGAAAUGCAUUCAACAUUGUUAUUGUCGGAUAUUAUGCCGAAGAAACAACGUUCAUAUGAUAAGAAUCGUGCACCGAAAUUUAUCGGCCAACCGACUGUCGUGUAUUUUCAUGUAACCGUACUCAGUCUCGAUUCGGUGAACGAAGAGUCGAUGACAUAUGUGACGGACAUUUUUUUGGCGCAAAGUUGGCGAGAUCCCCGGCUUCGUUUACCAUCCAACAUGAAUGAAGAGUAUCGGAUACUGGAUGUCGAGUGGCUGCACGACAUUUGGCGGCCGGAUUCAUUUUUCAAAAAUGCGAAAAAAGUUACGUUCCACGAAAUGAGCAUUCCAAAUCACUAUCUAUGGCUGUAUCGCGAUAAAAGUCUACUCUAUAUGGCUAAAUUGACGUUAGUUUUAUCGUGCGCAAUGAAAUUCGAAUCAUAUCCCCAUGAUACACAGAUUUGUUCAAUGUUAAUAGAAAGCCUUUCGCAUACGGAUCAGGACUUGGUGUUCAUAUGGAAUAUGACGGAUCCACUGGUCGUUAAUGAUGAUAUUGAAUUACCGCAACAGGACAUUUCAAAAAUUUAUACCACCGAUUGUACAAUACCCUAUAGUACGGGCAAUUUUACGUGUUUGGCCGUGGUGUUUGAGUUGCGACGUCGUCUGGGCUACCAUUUAUUUCACACGUACAUACCAUCCGCAUUGAUUGUGGUCAUGUCUUGGAUAUCUUUUUGGAUAAAACCCGAAGCGAUUCCAGCUCGUAUCACGCUCGGCGUAACAUCGCUAUUGACUUUGGCCACACAAAAUACACAGUCACAGCAAUCGUUGCCGCCUGUAUCGUAUGUAAAAGCGGUAGAUAUUUGGAUGUCGUCAUGUUCAGUGUUCGUGUUUAUGUCGCUGAUGGAGUUUGCUGUGGUAAAUGCACAUAUGGGACCGGUCGCAACGAAAAUGAUGAAAGGAUUUUCGGAUGAGAAUUUAGUGCAAGAUGCUCAAACAAACGGUCGAGGUUCAAAGCGAAAAUCCAUCGAGCAUCGGCCGUCUGUAUCAUCGGCUCCACAAUACGACACAUUUUGCAAUGGGCGAGAAACAGCGUUGUAUAUCGAUAAAUUUUCACGCUUUUUCUUCCCAUUUUCAUUUGUCAUUUUGAACAUUUUGUAUUGGACCACAUUUUUGUAGGAACUCUUUAUAUAUAUUCGACAGCAUUCAUAUUUUUUGCUUGGUUGGAACUUUGUUCCAACGUACUUAUGUUUUUUUUUGUAUGUAUCUGUGUAUGUGUUGGCGUAUCUCAGUGAAAAUGAAAUCAUUGAAAUUGAAAACGGAACUGAAACUGACAGAAUAGAAGUGAAGGAAAAAUCAAACAAGUCAAGUUCAAUAAUUUUAAGUAGUCAUUUACAUGUUUAUUGUUAUGUUUUCGAUUGAAUUUUAUGUGUGUGUAUUUUGUUUUCUUCAUUCUUUUAGAAGCAUCUCUUUACAUUUUUUUUUAUUAUUGUGUUGUGCCUAUUUCUUUUGGUUUGUUCUUUAUUUUUCUCGCCCAGUUCGCAGCAACUUACAGUUUACAAUUUGAAUUCCAGUGCAAUCAAAGGGCUAGAAACUGUACUUCCAUUUAGAUUUAUACAGUAUUUUAUUGAAACAUCAAUCCAUUAUUUAUACAUAAACAUAAUAAUAAAUACGUUAUUAUAUGCAUCUGUUACAUGUGUAUAUAAUCGAUAUAAUAAUAAUAAUAAUAAUAAUAAAAACUAAAACAUA
Molecule: messenger RNA, 2588 nt
Organism: Sitodiplosis mosellana (orange wheat blossom midge)
Lineage: Eukaryota; Metazoa; Arthropoda; Insecta; Diptera; Cecidomyiidae
Gene: HisCl1
Product: glycine receptor subunit alpha-2
Exons: 8
Coding region: 738-2018 (426 amino acids)
Biological process (GO): regulation of membrane potential; nervous system process; chloride transmembrane transport
Cellular component (GO): synapse; membrane; neuron projection
Molecular function (GO): neurotransmitter receptor activity; chloride channel activity; transmembrane signaling receptor activity
Source: RefSeq, a predicted model, not a curated record